Molecule: messenger RNA, 2373 nt
Organism: Paramecium pentaurelia
Lineage: Eukaryota; Ciliophora; Oligohymenophorea; Peniculida; Parameciidae
Source: the annotation of a GenBank genome assembly
AUGGAAGUAGAUAGGUCAAAAGAGAUUCUAAGUAAUUUGUUAACUAAAUAAAUUGAUUUGAAUGAGCAACUAUAAAAUGAAAAUGAUGAAUUAAAUAUAAAUCUAAAGUGAUUUAUUAUCUAUAUAUUAGACGAUUACUCAAUCUCUUAAAUUAAAAAGAUAAUUAAUUGGAAGAAAUAAAAGAUAGAAUUAUUUAAGUUGAUUAAACAGAAAAUCAAUAUUAAAAUACAAUUUCUCAUCAAACACAACAAAUAAAAUAAAUCCAAUCUGAAAAUUAAGAAUUGUUACUAUAAAUCUAAUAGUAAUCAGAAAUUAGAUACAAGAUGGAAUAAGAAUUGUCUAAAAUAAUUGAAUCUUUUGAAAGAAUGUAAAAAAUAAAUUAGCAAUAAUAAGAAGAAAUUAAUUUAUUAUAAGAAAGAAAUCAAUAAUUAGAAGAAACUUAAAUUACUAAUACAAUAUAAAUUGAAUAAUAUUAAAAGUAAAUUAAAUUAUUGGUAAGUUCCAAUGAAGAUUAUGAAAAAUAAACAGACAUCUUAUUAAAAUAAACUAAUGAACUUAAAUAAAUAUAAAUUAAAUUACUAUACAAUUUAGAUGCAAUAUAAAAAGAAAAAGAUGAAAUGACAACUUAAUUUGAUGAAAAGCUUAUUCAAUUUAAAUCUUGUUUCUAAAGUACUGCUGAAAAUACUAAAGAUUUAACUAAUCAAGUUAAUGAUUUAAAUAAUCAAAAUUAAAUUUUAUAAAAAUAAGUAAUAUAUUUAUUUUAUAAAAUUAGAAUUAAUAAUUAAUUGAUUAAAUUGAAGAUUAUUAAUCACUUUCAUUGAAAUUAGAAUAAGAAAGAGAUAAAUAUCAUAAAGAUUUAGAAAUUACUAUUUAAAAUAAUUCAAGAUUAUAAAAUAAUAAUUCAAAUCUUGAAAAUCAAUUAAUUCAACUAUCUCAAGAUUAAGAAUCAUCUAUUAAAAAAGUAUUAUAUAAAUAUUAUAAAUUAGAUGAAAUAUAUGAUAGAAUAAAUUGAUGAAUUAGAAUAAGCUAAUGAUAGUUAAUUAAAAUAAAAUAAUGAACUUAAAUAGUAAAUCAAAAAGUUAUAAUUUCAAUAAGAUUAAGUUCUUAAAGAAAAAGAAGUAAUUUAUGAAUAAUUUGAAUAAAUCUAAAAAAAUGCUCAAAAUGAUCAUGAAGGAAAUAGAGAUAAAUAUAUUAAAUUAGAUAGAUCAUAUAAAGAAUUGCAUUGUUAAUAUGAUGAAUUACUUAAUAAAGUAUAUAUCUACAUUAAAAUUAUAGUAUAAAAUUCAAAAUUAAACAUUUGAAGAAUAAUAAGUUCAAAUUCAAUUAAAUAUCAAAGAAAUCAAUGAACUCAAACAUAAUUUAAGAAUACUUCAAGAAUCUGAAAGAAAACAUUCUUAUAAUUAUGAAGUUAUUAGUAAAGAGAAGUUUAUGAUAACAUAAAAAUUAGAAGAAUCUUACUAAAUAAUUAAGGAUUUAAGAGAUUAAUGUUAAAUUCAAACAGAAAAAUUAUAAAAAACUGAAAUGUUUAAUAAAUAAUUGCUUAUGGAAAAUGAAUAGUAAUAAAAAUAAGUAUCAUUAUUAAUAUUCUUUUAGAUUAAAGCUUAAGAAAAUAAAAUUGAGGAACAUGAAGUACAUAUAGAACUGCUAUAAGUUUAGAUUAAUCAUAAAUAAACUUAAUAAAUUGAAAUGGAUAGAUAAUAAGCACUAAAAUAAUCAACAACAAAAAAAAGUUAAUCAGUUAAUAAAGAAAAUAAUAAUAAUGAAUUAAUUAGAUUAAAAAAACAAAAUACAGAAUUAACUAAAGAAGCUAUUUCUUUAAAUGAAUAAAUAUUAGAACUUAAAGUAAUUAAUUAUCCAUAAUUAUUAUAGAAUGUUAUUAAUAAACUUAAUGAUCAACUUGCAUAAUAAAGUAAAGUAAAAACAGGUUUAGAAUCAAGAAUUUAAAGUUUAAUAAAAGUUGUUGAGGAAUUUUAAUAAAAAUAAAUCUAGAAACAAUAGGAUAGUAUAACAAAGGAGUAAUUUCAAAAUUAAGUUGAAUAAAUCAAAAAGAAUUGUUAUAUUUAGAUUUAAUAAUUAACAAGAGAAAAUGAAGAAUUGAAAAAAUUAUUACAAACAUAAGCAAAUCAAACUUUUAAUUCUACUGAAGAAGUGUCUUCUUUAUAAGAUACAGUAGCAGACUUAAAUCGAGAGAAAGUAAACUUAAUUAGAGAGUUGAAUCAAGAACAUGAAGCAAAACUUAAAUCUGAAGUUGAAAGAGAUAAGUUAAAAUAAUAAAUUGAAUAAUAUCAACUAGAAAUUGAAAAUUGCCAAAAUUAAUUAGAUCUCUAUGUUAAAGUAUUAAAACAAAUGGAUGAAAAACUAAAAUAAUAAUGA